Messenger RNA from Hemibagrus wyckioides, 872 nucleotides. RefSeq names its product cytochrome c oxidase assembly factor 3 homolog, mitochondrial. Gene Ontology annotation, cellular component: mitochondrial inner membrane. Bases 41 to 346 code for a protein of 101 amino acids. NCBI's taxonomy places the organism in Eukaryota, Metazoa, Chordata, Actinopteri, Siluriformes, Bagridae. Gene Ontology annotation, biological process: mitochondrial respiratory chain complex IV assembly. The transcript is spliced from 2 exons. The record is from RefSeq and is a predicted model, not a curated record.
UUGAUUGCUUAAACACACAGGCACAAGAGCUAGUGAAAGCAUGGCUGACCAGGAAGGUAAAGGUAAAGCUGAAGGAGGAUUUGCCAGGAGGAUCGAUCCUACCAAGGAUACGCUGACACGAGAACAGCUGCAGUUUAUCCGGCAAGCCGAACUUGCUCAGUGGAAGAAGAGGAGCCAAAAACUACGGACCCGAAAUGUCAUAACCGGACUCGCCAUUGGAGCCCUAGUGAUGGGCAUAUACGGAUAUACAUUCUACUCAGUGUCUCAAGAAAGGAUCAUGGACGAGAUAGACGAAGAAGCAAAAAUGGCUGCCAGGUUGCGAAACUCAAAGACUGGAGCGAACUAAAAUCCGAUGCCAAACGAUGAUUUGCACUGUGCCGUGCACCAACAAAAGACAGCCGUGUUUUUGCCCCAUUGGCUAAUGGCUCCCUGCCUCAUCUAAAAGUGAACUACAUGAGAGAAUAAGGGAAUGAUAAUAAUAAUUCCAUACUGUUGUGUUCAUGCAGUCCAUCACAUAUUUCUGGAGAUUUUCUUCCAGGUGUAAUAUUUAGAUGUCGCAUCCAGUGUGUAACAGUGUACUAUUAUAAGGAAAUCUAAACCAGUUGUGUAAAUGAUUUGUCUACUAUUCCUUGGCUACCGACUCCAGUAUGGAGUCGUUUGAGACGCAGCAAUGGAUUCUUCAAGACUUCCAGAUGCUUUUCAGUUGCUUCAUUCAUGAAGAUUUAAAGAAAAGCGAUGUCCUGAAGGAAAGUUAGUCAAUAACGUGAGGAAUUGAAUCAUUGUACCACAAGAGGGCAUCACUAAACCUUAUUCUCCAUGGAUAGUGAGCAAUCUCUGCAACACGAGCUCAGCACUGCACAGACUUUUGGCUA